Messenger RNA from Fusarium subglutinans, 741 nucleotides. RefSeq names its product 3-octaprenyl-4-hydroxybenzoate carboxy-lyase. Bases 1 to 741 code for a protein of 246 amino acids. Lineage: Eukaryota; Fungi; Ascomycota; Sordariomycetes; Hypocreales; Nectriaceae. Gene Ontology annotation, molecular function: carboxy-lyase activity. The record is from RefSeq and is a predicted model, not a curated record. The transcript has a single exon.
AUGCGCACUCUUGUCCGCCUCUUAUGCCGUUUCAAUGGACAUGAUCUCCAAACCCUUUCACCGGCUCAUUGCCUACCAGCUCAAAAACGCAACCAAUCAUCCUUUGCUAGACUCAGUGGCCGUCGGAAACGUAUAGUUGUUGCUGUUACGGGAGCCACUGGUUCACCCUUGGCAGUUGCUCUCCUCAAACGUCUCCAGGAACUCAAGGUCGAGACACAUCUUAUCAUGUCGAAAUGGGGAGGGGUAACACUCAAAUACGAACUCGAAGCCCCAAGCAACACGGUUUUAUAUCUAGAAUCUCUUGCCUCAGUCACCCACUCAUCCCUAGAUGUGUCAGCUUCACUAUCUUCUGGUUCCUUUCGCACAGACGGCAUGAUUGUAGUUCCAUGCAGUAUGAAGACACUGGCGGGCAUACGCAUGGGCUAUGAUAACGACCUUAUCGUACGAGCGGCAAGUGUGACACUGAAGGAGAGAAGAAGGCUUGUUCUAGUGGCUAGAGAAACGCCGUUGACGAGUAUUUACUUGGAGAAUAUGCUUGAAGUAACGAAAGCCGGCGCCGUGGUAUUUCCACCAGUGAUGGCCUUUUAUACAAGGCCAAGCUCAAUCGAUGAUAUGGUACAGCAAAGUGUUAUGAGGAUGAUCGACCUGCUCGACCUGGGAGUCAUAGAUGGAGACAUGGAAGAUGAGGCACGUUGGUCAGGGUUUGACUGGGCAGGAAAGGUGAAGAAGCAAAACAUAUAG